CGCUGGGCAGAUUUGGCAUAAACCACAUUACAGGAAGAAAAUGACCCACUGGUUCCAUCGCAACCCUCUGAAGGCUACAGCUCCCGUUUCAUUUAAUUAUUAUGGGGUAGCCACCACUCCAGCUGCAACAAAAGUUUGCAAUGACUUGAGGUUAUCUCGAACACGGCUCUUGGAGCUGUUUACAGACUCAAGUUGUAAUCCAGAAAUGAUGAAGAAUGCAGCUGACUUGUACUUCUCACUCCUGCAAGGUUUUAUCCUUUCACUGGAUGACUCUUCCCAAGAGUGCAAGUUGAGAUACAUUCAGAAUUUCAAGUGGACAGACACGUUACAAGGACAAGUCCCGAGUGCCCAGCAGGAUGCAGUGUUUGAACUGAUUUCCAUGGGAUUUAAUGUAGCUCUAUGGUACACAAAAUAUGCAUCAAGACUCGCUGGAAAAGAAGAUAUAACAGAAGAUGAAGCAAAAGAUGUUCAUCGCAGCCUGAAGAUAGCAGCUGGGAUUUUUAAACACCUGAAGGAAAAUCACAUUCCAAAAUUGAUUACACCUGUGGAAAAGGGAAGAGAUUUAGAAGCUCGACUUAUAGACUCCUACAUAGUACAGUGUCAAGCUGAAGCUCAAGAAGUGACAAUUGCUCGGGCUAUUGAGCUGAAACACAAUCCAGGCCUAAUAGCUGCUCUUGCUUAUGAAACAGCCAACUUCUACCAAAAAGCUGAUCAAACAUUAUCCAGUUUGGAUCCAACCUAUGCAGGUAAAUGGAGGAAGUACUUAAACUUGAAGAGCUGUUUCUAUAUGGCCUACGCAUACUGUUACCAUGGCCAGACUUUGCUGGCAAGUGAUAAAUGUGGGGAAGCAAUCAGAUCUCUGCAGGAAUCAGAAAAAUUUUUUGCCAAAGCUGAAGCAUUGUGCAAAGAAUAUGGAGAAACCAAAGGGCCUGGGACUACUGCCAAACCUUCCGGACAUCUUUUCUUUAGGAAAUUAGGAAGUUUGAUUAAAAGCACACUAGAAAAAUGCCAGAGAGAGAAUGGAUUUAUCUAUUUCCAGAAGGUGCCAGCGGAGGCUCCCCAGCUGGAAUUGAAAGCAAACUAUGGCUUAGUAGAGCCUGUUCCUUUCGAGCUUCCUGCCUUGAAUGCACACUGGACUUCUGAAACAGUUGCAGCAUUUGAUCUCACCAAGAGGCCAAAGGAUGACACGGCUAAACCAAAACCAGAUGAAGAAGUAAAACCUCUGAAGGAACCAGAUAUAAAGCCUCAAAAAGACAGUGGAUGCCAGAUUUCUUAAGUGCCAUAAGUGCUUUGAAGUCACUUUGAAACUCCUAUUCAUAGAACUCUGGGGCUUUAGUUCUGAUCUUUUAUUGAUUCUCCUUUUUACAUUUAGAAGGCUAAUUUAAUUUACCUUUGUUAAUAUCUUGCUUAAGAAUGUGGUGGAUUUAUAGGAGGUUAUUUAUAUCUGAUUUAUUUUUGAUUUUAGUGGGAUAUCAUAGAAUGAGUGGGCUUAAAUGUUCCUAUUGUGCCUCUAAGGAGUUUCUUUUUGUGGGUUUAGUUUUACCCACAAAUAGCAAAGGAAGUAUCAUGAUUGUAAUGCUUGAGGAUUUUUCCAUUACUUUAUAUGCUGUGUCAUGUCCAAUUCUGCAAACAGAAGUUUGCACGAACAGUUAUAUUUAUUCAAGUUUUGUCAUUCAGGCUUAGCACCCUGUCAUGUUCCAAUUCACCUAAUUGUAGUGAGGGAAGAAAAUCUGGGUUUGGUUUGUAACACUCCUAUGGUAUUUCACAGGACUUGCACAGAACUUGGGGAAACCUCAAGUUCUUUAUAACAGGAGCACAGUUUAUGUUCUGAAACUAUUAACCUCUGUUCUUUCCUCUGUAGAUUAGGGUUUUUAUAUCAGAAUUUGUAGUAAGGUACCAUAUCUUUGUCUGUCCUUUAAUCCAAAUCCUUUAAUAUCAAAGUGUAUCUGAAAGUGAUGCAGCAAGCAGUUUGGAAAUGCUUAAAAGCAAAGCAUCCCUGUGCCAUUCAUUCAGAGUUUUUGAAUCUUCAAAGCUUUGUUAAGUUUGAAAGCUGCAGACAGUUCAAAUCUCUUGACACUGGAAUUCCCACAGCUGUCUUGCUAAGGUAAUGGAUUUAGAAUGAAGUUGCUGUGUUUCCAUCUGGGUGGUGUCUAUAAGAAGCUGUCAGGAGAACAGGGAGGAAAGAUGAACUGAAGAGCUGAUGGCACAGCUGGGAAGCCAAGCUCUAGAUUUCCUUUAUGCCCUGUGUAAGCAGUGCUGCUUCUCAGCUUUUGCAGUAUUGCACUGAAAUCAGCUCUUUCAGAAGAAAACUUGCCAGAAGCCAAGCCCAGUCAAGGCUAAGAAAGAAAGGAUUUUGCAGAAUUUGCUGCUUCCAUUUCUGCCUACUGUGGAAAAUGUGACAGCAUUCUUUAGUGCUGAGCACUGCAAAACACCGUGACAACAAAAACAUCUUUCUGAUUUGCUGCAAGUGCAAAGGCUGAUGAUGCAUGUGUUGAAGUGAGAUCCUUGCAAUCCCUGGGUACCAGUUGCUGCACUUCUCUUUGCCUGAGAAAGAAACAGAGCAGCCUGACAGUGUUCACCCUUCCAGCAAACACGAUGGCAAAUGCAUUUGCCAUGAUGUAAACUGUAUCACAUUCUUCACUUUUUACUCUUUGUUCACCUUCCACUGUGCUGUAAUUCGGUGCUUCUAAAAUCUUUCAUGGGGCUUGGAGUCACUUUGCUUAGAGAGCAGGUGUGUAACUCCCUGAAGGCCCGUGGAACAAAAGCUGCUGAUGAGGUUAAUAGGGAACUCAAGACUCUUCCUGAGAUACUGGACCAAAUUACAAAAUUUGUUGAUACAAAAGGCAAAGAGACUUUUAAUGCUGGCUGUUGUGUGUUGAUCAAAUGCAGACCUCCUUGCUUCCCGUGAUGGAUUUUUCUUUCUGUCAGUUCUGCACAUAAAAAUAAGCGUAAAGUGAGCUGAAUUUCUUUGGAAGAAGUUUCUGUUCUGCAGGGGCCUAGAGGAUAAUGAGUAUCAAGAAGAAUAUAUACCUGAAAUGGCUCCAUUUCUUCUGGUGCUGCACAGGGACCUGUGGUAUGUUUCAUGAAGAGUUACUCAAAUCUGUUCCUAACUUGAUGAGAUGACUCAGACUUCUUGCAUUGUUAAAAGACCAACUUAGGUUUUGCCAGGGUGGAGUGUGGAGUUAGUUUUCUUAUAUAGAUUUUAAUUCUAAAAAUGUAUUUCAGCUGUAGUCAACAGCAUUUGCUCAGCCUGCCCCCUUUAAGGAUCAAGAUGCACUGAGUUAACUCAGUUUCAUAUUCACGAUUUUUUUAGCUACUCACUGUUUUUCAGAAUUCUUUGUCAAUACACAUCUCAACUGAAUUAGUUUUCUUUAUCUGUAAACUAGAUCCCAUUUUCCCUCCUCCCCUCAUUUUCCCUUCCAUCUGCUACAAACUGUGGCACAGACAUACCCUUAUUUCCUAAUGCACAUGUUGGUCCUGGGAUUCAUUACCCAUGCAGCUCCUACUCAUGGGUGGGUUCCAGUAGAGGAAUAUCUUAAAAUCAAAUUAACAAAUCAUGACUAAAUCGUUCCCAAACAUCUUGGUAGGAAAGAUUAUUUUAUGGACUUGGAAUUCUUUGGACGCUUUCUCAAACCGAGUGGUUUUUCUGAAUCAAGUUCACUGUAAAUAAUUUGGGACAUAACCAAGUGAAUUGUGUCAGAUGAUGACAUUACUUAAGCCUAGCAGUGUAACCUCUUACGCCAUAGCUGUUUCAGUAAAUAUGAUGUAGUAGUUUAAAAAUAGACUAAUGGAACAAACUAAUUUCACUUAACAUGUGUUGCUUUUCAAGACAAACUUUGUUUACUUGUAGCUAAAAUCCGGUGGCAAACAUUGGAUGGUUUUGCCGAAAAAUAAGAAGCUGGAGAAUGUUUAGUUUGCAAAGUAGAGAGAGCUGUGAGGAAAUGAGCAGCUUUCUCUUUUGGUUUUGUUGGCUAGUAGCAGGAAUUACUGUAAAUAGGAUAUAGAUUAACUGUCCAAUAUGCUUAAGAAUAUGGAUGAAUGAACUGGGAGUUUCCAUGAAUCUGGAAACCCAGCAGCCAUGUUCCUUCUGUUAUAGCUCCCUUUAGUAAUUUUUAAGAGUGAGGUAUUUUGAACGGUGACUUUUUAAUAUUCUAAUGCUGCAAGAGCCCGUUUUUCUGGCCUCUCUCUGGUUUGAGAGGCUCUCAUGGCUAAGCCUGCAAAUCUUGUUGGUGUAAAUAGUCUUUAAAAAUUUGUGCCCCAUCUGAAGCAGGACAGAACUGCAGCUGAAUAAAAUACGGAGUGCUGGGCCCUCUGUUUUGCGCUUUAAGAAAAGCAGUGAUUGUCUUUAAUCUACUGUAAACCAAACCAUUAAGCUCUUUGUAGGAUUUCUAUUUAAAUACCUUCCUCCAUGUAUUUAAAUAUACUUUUUCCAUGUAUUUAAAUACACUUCCUAUGUUUCGUGUUCCUGGGUUUUCAGUAGUUACUCUCCAUCCAGCAUGUGACACACCUACAGCUGAGGGACUAAACCUGGCCCUUGGAUGCUGAUGUCUGCCUCCCACUGGAUUUGGUGGAGUUUUGCCUGUCAGCCUAGGGAUGGCAUUUGGUCACUUGGAUGUUCAGCAUGGAUCUGUGGUGUGUCUGUAACGAUGGUAGUUGUUUGUACAACAAGAAGGAAAAUGGAUCCCUGUGUCUAUGUAGAAUAGAGACAACUUUGCACUUUAGAAAUUUCUUGUCUUGCAAAUUUGGUACAAUACAAUAUGCUUGUAAAUAGUC
Molecule: messenger RNA, 4773 nt
Organism: Cyanistes caeruleus (blue tit)
Lineage: Eukaryota; Metazoa; Chordata; Aves; Passeriformes; Paridae
Gene: BROX
Product: BRO1 domain and CAAX motif containing
Source: RefSeq, a predicted model, not a curated record